AUGGAUCCUUCAAAGAUAAAACGGAGAAUCGGUCGCUUUCGGAUCCUCGUCAUAGGGAGAGCCAAUGCAGGAAAAACAACCAUUCUGCAGAGAGUCUGCAACACGCGGGACCAACCAGAAAUAUACAACAGCAAGGGGGAAAAGAUCGAUUUAACGGGAUCCAGAGGGCGCGGACUGCACGACAUUGAUGACGAAGUGGUGUUUCCAAGCAACCCGGGCUUCGUUUUUCAUGAUUCACGGGGUUUCGAGGCAGGCGGCGUAUCAGAAUUCGACAAGGUCCAGACAUUUAUCAUUGAGCGUUCCAAGGAAAUGAAGAUAACAAAACGGCUCCACACUAUAUGGUUCUGCAUCCCAAUGGACGAAGCAUGUAGGUCGUUCACUGCAGCCGAGAAUAAGUUUUUCUCCCAGUGCGACACAGGAAGCAAAUCACAAUCCUCAGUACCUGUCAUCGUUGUGUUCACAAAGUUCGAUGCACUAUACGACGUCGCUUACACACAACUGAAAACAGAAGGAAAAUCUCGGAAAGACGCUAGAAAACUGGCCGCAAAACGCGCCGAAGAAACAUUUGCAAACGGACCGCAACUGAGGUUUCUCAAGGAUGUCCGAAAACCUCCACCAUGUCACGUAUGCCUUCCCAAUAUGGACAAAGAUGAUGCAAAUUCUGGACCACUGAUCGAACGCACAGCUGCAACUUUGGAUGAUGAAGUACUGAAGCGAUUGUUCGUCACGACCCAACAGACCAACUUGGAGGUCUGUAUGAAAUAUGCAAUUGAAAGAACAUUGCGAGAACAUCUUGGCUCUGCAGAGACAAGCGCAUCUGAAGGUCACGAGAAGAUAAUAGGAACCUUGGGCGCCUGGUUUCCACAUAUUUGGGCAGUACGUCUGUCAAUCCUCAUUCGCGCAAGAGCCAUGCUGAUCCAAGUCGUUGCCCACCGUUCGCAGGGAGUGAGUGUGUCGAUCCUCGUUCGAGCAACAGCCAUGCUGAUCCAAGUCGUUGCCCACCGUUCGCAGGAAGACGAGCUUCGCGACGAUCACUGUGCGGUGAUACAAUCCAAGUUACUCUCUGUGCGGCGCUAUCUUCAGGACAAGGGGCAGUCUGAUCCCUCUUUUUAUGUCGCACUGGAGCAGUACAUGUCAUCUCCGCAUGCAGCUGCUGUCGUGAAGGGUGUGAGCGACCCCGUUCACGCUUAUGAACAAGCGGUGGCUGCUUCCGCGAUGGAGAAAGAAUCUUCGUCCUCUCAGGCGAAGGCGGAGUUAAUCAACGCUGUUCUUGAAAUCACUUUAAAUCAUCGCCUGUCUGUGAAUGUGGGCUUCGAGAGGUUUAUUGAGGUGUUUGAAGCACGUGAGUCACCCUCAGCUGAGAAUCCUGAGAUGGUGGUGGAAUCCACUGGGCUUGAUGUACCUCCGAAGCAUUCUUUGUCCGAUUCAAGUGCAUUGAGUUCAGAUCCAUGGAACGUCUCUGUCAACCGGACGCGCCUCCAAAGUUUUCCUGUUGGCGAUCAGCGUAUCGAUUUGCAGUCGCUCCACUCUAAAAUAUCCUGUGACUGCCUUCGUAUGCCGGACAUGGAGGGACGUUCAAGUCUAUCUUACGAGGUGAACAUGGGAGCAGAGGAUGAAAAAGCGGAUGCAGCAGCCAUGGGCGUUGACACAUUUGACGAGGAAGACAAGCACGAAGAUGCUUGUCGUCGAGCUGAUGGCGACGGGUGUUGGCUAAGUGACACGAACUUGUUAAGCCCCAUGGGAGUGCUUGUACCAUCCCGUGGACGCGGAGGCAUAUGUGGAUUGUUUGCGCUGUGGGCAGGCUUCCUCCUUGAAGGAGCUGAGAUACGAUCUGGCAGAGGGGGCCAGAUGCAAGGGCCUUGGGAUUGGGAUUGCCUGGAUAGCCGGUUGUCGCUUGUGCUGGAAUUUGGGUAA
This is a messenger RNA of Suillus fuscotomentosus, 1914 nucleotides long. RefSeq lists its product as uncharacterized. The record is from RefSeq and is a predicted model, not a curated record. The coding region runs from base 1 to 1914 and encodes 637 amino acids. The transcript is spliced from 18 exons. NCBI's taxonomy places the organism in Eukaryota, Fungi, Basidiomycota, Agaricomycetes, Boletales, Suillaceae.